AUGAGUCGUACACGUACAGCGCGAUUAAAACCAUUUGGUCAAUUUGAGUCUUUGUCGGCGUCUGUACCAUGGGCUAUUUUCCCUCGCAAGAAAUUGGACGUGACGUAUAGUGACAUUCGUGCAGGUUUAAUUGCAUGUUUACAAUUAAAUGAACACCAGCGUGAAGAGUACGAAGAAAAGGUUACAAAAGAAUGGGAUCCAAGUGGUCAUACGAUGGUUACACUCUCCAUUCGGUUCACACUAAAAUUUCCACGAGGAAGUGAAGUAAUAUGUAGUUCCAUUACGAUUCCGGAUAUGGUAUACAUCUUACGGUACCAUGGACUGGUACCAAUUCCAGUCGAUUUAUCUCCUGCAACAUUAGCAAUUGAUGGCAAAGAGUUGGAAAAAGCCAUAACAAAGAAAACCAAAAUGAUACUUAUCGCUCAUAUCUUUGGAUCACGUGAUCCACUGGAUGAAAUCCUUCAAAUUGCUCAACAAAGACAUUUACUUGUUGUAGAAGAUGGUGCUCAAGCUUUUAUGGGAAAAGAAUAUACAGGUGAAAAACGUGCAGAUGUGUCAAUGUUUAGUUUUGGUACAAUCAAAACAGCAACAUCGUUUGGUGGUGCUUUGAUUUAUGUCAAGAAUAUCACUGUGUUGGAUGAAAUGCGUCGUCGAGAAAGGAGAUAUCCAUGUCAUACGAAUGGGUUUUUUUUUAAGAGAUUGAUCAAGUACAGUGUACUUCAUGGUCUUUCAACUCCUGCACUUUAUGGAUUGUUCCUUCAUGCUUGUCGAGUUAUUGGAGCCGAUCAUGAUCAAGUGAUAACAUCGGCAAUUCGUGGAUUUAGUGGUGGAGAAUUAGUAUCAUUGAUUCAAUAUCGUCCAUCUAUGCCGCUUCUUGGACUUUUAUAUCGUCGACUUACGUAUUUGGAUGAGCAAUACAUUCUUUUGCGAAAAGCGAAAAGCGAAGAAUUGGCAAAUGCGAUUCGAGAUCUUCCAAACGUAUCAAUUCCUGGAUAUAGCGCAGAGAAGCAUUAUUACUGGUUAUUUCCUGUUUGUGUGCCAUGUCCAAAGAAUAUUGUCAUCUAUAUGAACAAACACGGAUUUGAUGUUACUUCUGGGGCUACACAGCUCACAUACGUUCCAAGUCCACUUGGACAAGAUCAUGAUCCUGUGCACGCUAAAAACAUUAUGACAAGUUUGGUGUAUCUUCCUAUCACCCCGGAAACUCCAGAUUGGGCCAUUCACAAGAUGAUCAACUGCUUUCGAGACGCACUAAACUUGUCGAGUAGACUUUAA
Plasmopara halstedii is the source of this 1275-nucleotide messenger RNA. RefSeq lists its product as hypothetical. Gene Ontology annotation, molecular function: transaminase activity; pyridoxal phosphate binding. The transcript is spliced from 11 exons. Lineage: Eukaryota; Oomycota; Peronosporomycetes; Peronosporales; Peronosporaceae. The coding region runs from base 1 to 1275 and encodes 424 amino acids. Gene Ontology annotation, biological process: polysaccharide biosynthetic process. The record is from RefSeq and is a predicted model, not a curated record.